UCGGCUCCUUCUCCUUCCCCUGCCGGCCGAAACCCUCUCUCCCCCGUUUACAGGUUUCGCCCAAAACCAUCGCCGUCGUGACCUCCGAAACUCCCAUCUUUCUCCUUUCGCUCCGCUCCGCUCCAAACCCGAAACCUUUGAGGAAGGUUGCCAUUGUAGUUUUGUCCUCGUUGAAAAUCUGAACAAGCAAAAGGAAGCGAAGUUAGCGGACAUGGCUGAAGUAGUAAAAUCUGACAUCUGGGACCAAAUUGAGCUCUCGGAAAGGACCUGUUCCUUGGAACAAAUCCCUGAUAUUGAAUUGUCUGGAAUGAUUGAGUCAGCUGGAAUGGUGUUUGUUCAGUCAUUGAGAGAAUUGGGAAGGACAGCUGAAUUGUUUGCUGAGCUUAAAAUACUUUUUGGUUCAGUGGAAGCAAUACCAAUUCGUGUAUUUCUAACGGGGACCUGCUUGCAAAUAUCUGAAGGAAUAACUUCAAAUCUUAGAACAAUCUUUGAAGAUUUUCUUAAGAAAUGGAGAUAUGUGGAUAACGAUCAUUAUGUAUUUCUUGAAGAAGACAAUAAUUUUUCAAAAUGCCCAUGGCAAUCAGUUAUGGAUUCAGAAAAAUAUUUAGAAGUUGCAGAAGUUUUUGCUAUGGUUCUCCUUGGGAAGGUUCUACAUGAGCCUGAACUUGCCAUUUCUUGGACAGAGAAAUUAGAUAUGCCUGAAGAUAAACGUCAGGACAUGCUGAGGAAACUGCAUUCAUUAUAUGUUGCUGCAAACUCUAGUUCUUCUCUCAGUCCAGAAGCUUUACAAACCAAAGAGAAGGCUGGUGAAACUCUCUCCCCAACUGAAGUUCUUGAGAAAUCCACAAACUCAAGUAACCAUAUGAAUGGAUGUGGAUCAAAAUUAGCUUCUACGAAAGUUAUGAAUCCAUCAAUUAAGAAUUUAACACAUCGAAGCAGCCCAUUUUGGUGGUUUUCUACUGUUCGCUUGAAGUUGGGCGGCAUUCAUCUGGCUCUACCUCGGGGAAGAAUUAUAUUAGUUGGACUCAUUAUGGCGUUUGCUUCUUAUUUCUUUCAGAGGAAAGCUUCAGAACUCAGGAAGUUUGCUUGGAGACAAGCUUUGCUCAUACGGAGGGCUUUGAUCGAUGCUUGGCAGCUUGCAUUCUCUGUUCAGGUGAAUCCACUGGCUGCAGUUCAGCAGAUCUCUGCUCCUAGGAGUAACAGGUGACAAGCUACAAAAUGGAGCAGGGAAGAACUUCAUUUAAAAAUAAAGUACUUUGGAAAUAAUCAUCAGCGAUGUGAAUAAAUUGGUAAUUCCUCCCUCUGCAUGGUUAUGAAAAUAUGAACUUUUCUGUUUAUACUCAGCAUAAUUGCUGUUUUACAAAACUUGUAAUGUCCUGAGGUUUGAGUUCAUAAUAAUUUGAGUGGGUUUUUUGCUAAAUGAGUUUCUGUUAAUUCUGAAAUUAACCUAUUUGGAAAUUUAUGCCCUUUGAAUUGGGUUUUACUAACAAUUUCACCAAAAAGGCUUGGGCCAUUCCUUGUGGAGCUUGAUAAAGAUGUUAGAGAGCUAAACGAAGCUGGAUCAACUCAACCCAUACCAUGAUUUAAUCAUAUUUAUCCAAUUUGGUCAUAACUUGGCCCCAAAAAACCACUUCUGUUCAACAUGAGUCAAAACCAUUCUAAUGGCCAA
Messenger RNA from Phalaenopsis equestris, 1669 nucleotides. RefSeq names its product protein APEM9-like. The transcript is spliced from 5 exons. The coding region runs from base 212 to 1207 and encodes 331 amino acids. NCBI's taxonomy places the organism in Eukaryota, Viridiplantae, Streptophyta, Magnoliopsida, Asparagales, Orchidaceae. The record is from RefSeq and is a predicted model, not a curated record. Gene Ontology annotation, biological process: peroxisomal membrane transport.